This is a messenger RNA of Saccostrea cuccullata (small rock oyster), 1627 nucleotides long. Its product is annotated as proteoglycan 4-like. The transcript is spliced from 4 exons. Bases 191 to 1174 code for a protein of 327 amino acids. NCBI's taxonomy places the organism in Eukaryota, Metazoa, Mollusca, Bivalvia, Ostreida, Ostreidae. The record is from RefSeq and is a predicted model, not a curated record.
GCCAUGUGUCUGUAGCGCGUCCAUAGAAACUCGCAAAACGAGGCUCCGCUGAUUUCAACCUUCAAUCAGUGUAUAAUCUUGUUUUUAUUUAAAUCAUGGAUAUAUAGACGGGCACCGAUUUCUCGGGAAAAUGUUAUAGAGGAUUUGUACAUUAUCUUGUCCUUUUUUAAGAUUUUCCCUGCCAGCCGCCAUGAAGGAGCAGACCUACGGCUGGUAUCCUUCUCAGAAGGACGUUUACAAGGAUCGCAGGAUGGGCGCUCCCAAUGCCUACCAAUUAGAAGCCAUGUACAAGUACAGGGACAGUCAAUAUUACACAGCACCAAGACCACCUAGUCCUCGCACCCCCGGGGCUUUCCGACCCUCACCCUCCCCUGCAAAGCGUCCCAUGUCCACCGUAUCGUCACAGUCCAGGGCUACAAAGAAAUCCACCCCUUCUCUGCAAGUCCGAGCCAAGAGCGCUCCGAUUUACGACUUCAAACCUGUGCCACGCCUUCAGAUUCCCACACCCCACCAGUGCUGGGCUAUGGCUACGGAAGAAACGAACUACACAAACUACACCCCUCAGCCACCUGCCUCUCCUGUACCCUACUCCUGGCCCACCCCACAACCAGCCUCACCCUCGCCAUCGUUCAAGUCAGAGGAUCUAAGCAAAUACAGCUCUCGUAGCGACAGAAUCAAAAGUGCUGUCAUCAGGCGGGAUAAACCUACCGCACCACAACGUCCGGUCAAAUCCGCGGGCCCCUCCCGCGACGCCACCUAUAGGACACCGUCCCCCAGUAAGAUCCUCAGGCCGAAGACCCCGUCCCCUGUAGACCUGUAUGACCUAGUGCCGGAGGAGGAAGAGGAGAUCAAACCUUCAGAAGAGCUUUAUGACGAAAACCUCAAAAAGUUUGGUUGGAGAAUGGAGGUCCAUGGAGAUCCUUAUAAAAUAAAACCGACCACCCAGAGGCUGCCGUACUACGUACGCUGUGAUGAACCGGAAAUAGAACCGGAGGGUCCCAAGGUACACAUGGAGAAUCUGGAGACCUUCUUUCUGAACACGAUUCCUCGCAGACCGGCGACAUUCGCCAUCCACAAAGAAUGGGUGUCCGAAACCAUCCACGCCAAGCGCAUGGAACUGCAGAAGCGGGAGGGGAUCAAACAUCGGUGGAAAAAUUUCGCUUUCGUUUAUUAACAUUUCCUGCUUUAAUUUUUAUAUACCUCAACGACAAAAAUGACAUUUUAUCAAUCUGCGAAAAAAAGAUAAAUCUUCCAAUUUCGGAAAGCGAGGAAUUCUGAACGGGGAAGGAAAGAGGAGCGGAUCUAAGUGUCCUCCUGUUCUGGCCCUUGUUCGGCCCGAGAGAUUCUAAUUUUCGGGUUUUAUAACUUUUAUUAUUUUGUUGUGGACAAUUAGAAAUAGACAGGGUGACAAAGAGAAGAUUUAUGCACAGGGUUUCGAGCUCGAAUCACUGCCUGGCAUUGCUCUUCAUCAUUACGACUGUGAUUGGCUACACUAUGUGUAGUAACCUCUAAAACAUUGACGUCUUUCAUAGAUACUAGUAUUUAACCAUUUGAAAUGAUUUCUUUAUAAACUUUUUUCUUUGGAAAAAAUAUUAAUCAUAUUUGUUAUAGCUUUAUUAUUUGAUUU